This is a messenger RNA of Monascus purpureus, 1227 nucleotides long. NCBI's taxonomy places the organism in Eukaryota, Fungi, Ascomycota, Eurotiomycetes, Eurotiales, Aspergillaceae. The record is from the annotation of a GenBank genome assembly.
AUGAGCUCUUCAUCCUCUACAACACGACACAUCCCAAACGCACGCCGUCUCCUCAUUCUCUCUCCCGAUUCGCAUUCGCUGUCAACAAUCCCCGACUUUCUUCACUCCCUUACAGGCGUCCCUGUUGGCGAUCUCCCAAGCGCACCAUCACCGAUAGAUACUUCGGCAACAGCUACAACAGACGACGGCCCUUUAACGACAUCUUCUACGCCAGAUAUACCCAAAUCGACAUUUGCAGGCUAUACAACCCACAAUCCCCUCCAAAUCCGAACGAAAUACUACAACGCCGACGUCCCGAUAUGGGUUGACGAGAUUCCCCUCUCCACCUCGACCUCUGUUUCCACACCGUCAACAACAGCAUCAGCGACACAAUGGAAGACUGAAUUCGUAAGCCCAGACGCGCGAGUCGUCCGCGAUGUCAUCGGUGCCAUGGUUGUCGUUCUCCAGAAUCCCGAAUUCACCUCCCCGCCUAUCCCUGUAGCCGAGCAUGCUGAACGAGGUUCAGAGGCUCCAGAUCCCGCGACGCGAGAUGAUGUGAAGGCUAUCAAGGAUUUCCUGCGGGCGAUUGGCGAUGUUAAGGGGCAGGUUGAGGAGGAGAGAAAUGGGGAUGAAGUUCCAGGGUUAUUGGUUCUUGUGGAGAGGGAGAGCAAGAGCAAACGACAGCAGAAGAAAGUGCCUGUGAAUGGUGGUGAUGAUGAGGGUGAGGAUGGAAUUGAUGGGCCUGAAGAGCCUUUUUCCGCUGCUUGGUGGGAGGAUCAGUUGUUUGAUGAUGGGCUGAUGGGGUUUGAGGUUAUCUGUUGGGAUCCUGCUGGUCGGGAAGAGGAGAAAAGGAAUCAGUUUGGAGAAUUCCAAGGCAUGCGCCGUAUCAGAGAAGUCCUAGAGACGCAUGAAUGGGCAGACACCUCAGCCGCCGAUGGCGACGGAUCAGUUCUAGAUGAUGAUCUCGAGGAGGAGCUACUGAGACUCAGCGAAGGGGAGAGCGGGUUCAAUUUUGAAGUCAACGAGCUGCAACGCGAAAUGGUCGGCCUGAGAAUGGCUAUUGAGCACGGUGGUGAUUCCGGGGAUAGCGACCAUGAUGACCAUGAUGACGAGCUUCAAGUGGAGUCCUUGGAAGGAUUGAUGCUACGGAUGAAGGCUAUUCGAGAUAUGAGUGCAGAUCUCCCGGAUAAUGAGCGUAAGAGGUUUGCGGCAAAAGCUGUACGAGAUAUCAUGAAGGAAUUAGAGUAG